Molecule: messenger RNA, 474 nt
Organism: Gongylonema pulchrum
Lineage: Eukaryota; Metazoa; Nematoda; Chromadorea; Rhabditida; Gongylonematidae
Source: the annotation of a GenBank genome assembly
ACGUCCAUCCGUCAUGCUUUACAUGGUGUCAUUGGCAGCAUCAGGCAUCUGGAUGAAGCAGCAGUAGCGGAAUCAUCACCGACAAAAACGACAUCAAUUCUUGCAGACAGUUUUUGGUCAACAUCUGAGCUCACGGAGUUGCAAGAAAGACAGGAAAGUAAUUCGACAAUUGCCAGUCGCGAAGUUGAAGGGUCGGGAGAGGAAAACGAUUUUGACAGUACCACAAAUGCUACCGUUAUCACUGCUGUCAGUAGUACCAACAGAGCCUCAAGACAAACUCGAGAAACAGCGACAACGCCACCAAUAACUACUACUGGUCCAAAUCCAACCAGAGGUCGACGGACAAUUGCUGAAAGUGAUUAUAAUAAAAUCGUCGAUCUCGACGUGUCAACACCGCAGCUAAAAAUUCUGGAAGAAGGCUUCGACUUGCUAGCCAAAAAAUGGCAGUGUUUCAUCAUUAUUAGGCCAUCGUGA